ACGAAGAAAUUGGGCAAAGUUGUUCUAGUGACGGUGUUUCAAAUCGACCACAAAAGGCUUCUUGUUCGUCAUCCUAAUGCUGCAGACCUAUAGGAGAUGACAGAAACCUUAGUGAAAUCCUUCCUGCAACGAUUGAGUUCUCUAACAUUGCAAGAGAAUGAAGCUUCUACCGGUUUGCAAGAUCACUAUGUUGCUGAGACUAGAAGUCAAGAUGGGUCUGAUCAGAAGUCACAGUUUUCCAAUGAAUUAGAGAAGAUCGAUGCAUGUCUUGCCGGAGUUUCACUCCCAAAAGAAGGAAUUGGGCAAAGUUGUUCUUCUGGUGAUGAUGUUGAUGUAGUAGGUGAGGAAUCUCUUUCUCCCUUUGCAUUGAAUUAUAGAAACUUGCCUUCUUAUCUCAGAUCUUGCUUACUCUACUGUUCUCUCUUCCUUGAGAAAAUUUUAAUAAGUAGAGGAAAAUUAGUUCGACUAUUGGUGGCUGAAGGAAUUUUACAAGAAAUACCAGGGGAAGUUAUGGAGGAUAUUGCUGAAGAAAAUAUCAACCAAUUAGUUGGCCAAGGAAUGCUUCAAGUUGAACUUAACUUCCGAGAUGAAUUGAUCAAAGUUGUCGAUCCUUAUCUUAAAAUCUGUCGGCAUAAGCUGCAGCAAUGGAAAGGUAUCACUGGCAAUCUACUAGAUUCAGAUUCUAAUUUUCCUGAUAUUUCCCCCGUAGUUUUCAUCUACUACCGUGGUGAAACUAUCGGGACAGGGUUCAAUGAUCACCCUGUUCGAUCAUUAUUUGUCAUUCCAGACCAUUCACAAAGAUUCAAUACCCAUGAGUAUUGGGAGAAAGGCAUUCCUGAUGACCACUGGGCCAGCCUAAGAAAUGCCAUCCAUAGCUUCAAUUUUUUGAGGGUUUUGGAAUUUAAGAAUCUUUGUAUUAAGAGCUUACCAGAAGAAAUAGGAGAUCUGAUACACUUGCGGUAUCUAGGCAUAAAACAUUUAGCACUGGAUGAGAUUCCAGAGAGCAUAGGUAAUCUUCAAAAUCUACAAACUUUGGAUAUUAGAUACCCUAGAAAUUUGAGGGUAUUGCCAAGUGGGUUUCUGAAUCUUCUACAAUUGAGGCACCUUAAGUUGUCAUGGAUAUUUAAAAUAAAAGUCCCCUUAGGUAUGGGUAUAUUAACAAACCUCCAGUGUUUAACUGGUUUACACCUAAGACAUGGCAUCAUAGAAGAAUUAAGAAGUUUGACUCAACUCAGGAAACUGGAAUUGAUUGAUGUAUCAGAAGAACAUGCAAGUGAGCUCUCUGCUUCUAUCAUGACGAUGUCAGGACUUGUGUCUUUAUCUCUAUCUUCAACAGACGCAAUAGCUCAACUAUUAGAAUAUGAGAGUGAGGAAUUGUUGCCCACCCUGGAGCAAUUUUCACCACCGCCAUCUCUCAGAAAACUUCACCUGUACGGGCGUCUAAUGGAUCUACCUCAUUGGAUCUGCUCCAUGGAGAACCUCACUACGCUAAAAUUAGGUUUUUCCUUUCUAUCUGAGGAAGCAAUUUCUGCACUUCAAUUUCUUCCCAACUUGAAAUAUCUAAAACUUUGGAGAGCUUACGAGGUCAAAGUAAUAAACAAAGAUUUUUUCAAGGUGGGUGGGUUUCCUAAGCUAGAGGCACUUAUUAUUACUUCUACGAAUCUACUAGAAUGGACUGAGGUUGAAGAAGGGGCACUGCCAAGUUUGGCAUUCCUUUGCUUCCUCUAUUGUGACCGAUUGAUGAAUCUUCCAGAAGGGUUGCAAUAUGUCAGCAUGCUAAAAGUCCUGGAGAUAUGGCCCUUGCACCCAGAUCUUGAACGGAGGUUGAAAAGUGAUGGAGGCAAAGAGAAUUACAAGAUCAAGCACAUCCCGCAAAAACGUUUUUUCUCUUCAUUCAUAAACACAUGGGUUGAAAUUUGAUGCAUGUUCCAAGUCAAGCAUAUCCAUUAGGUUACAUUGCUUUUGACAACUGCAAAUGGAUUCAUUAUCUUAAAGGGUGGUUGCCAAGCUUGGUUGAAGCAAAUAGAAUUGUAAGAUCAGACACAAGCUAUGUUAACUUCAUAUCCCUGUAUCUCGUAUGGCAUGGGU
This is a messenger RNA of Macadamia integrifolia, 2088 nucleotides long. Its product is annotated as putative disease resistance protein At1g58400. The record is from RefSeq and is a predicted model, not a curated record. Gene Ontology annotation, biological process: defense response to other organism. The transcript has 2 exons. Bases 97 to 1920 code for a protein of 607 amino acids. Lineage: Eukaryota; Viridiplantae; Streptophyta; Magnoliopsida; Proteales; Proteaceae.